Molecule: messenger RNA, 276 nt
Organism: Rhodotorula toruloides NP11
Lineage: Eukaryota; Fungi; Basidiomycota; Microbotryomycetes; Sporidiobolales; Sporidiobolaceae
Product: 60S ribosomal protein l37
Exons: 4
Coding region: 1-276 (91 amino acids)
Biological process (GO): translation
Cellular component (GO): cytosolic large ribosomal subunit; ribosome
Molecular function (GO): structural constituent of ribosome; RNA binding
Source: RefSeq, a predicted model, not a curated record
AUGACGAAGGGUACCACGUCGUUCGGUCUCCGCCACACCAAGAGCCACACGCUCUGCAGGCGUUGCGGUCGUCGUUCCUUCCACAAGCAGCACAAGUCGUGCGCUUCGUGCGGCUACCCUGCGGCCAAGCUCAGGUCGUACGAGUGGGGCCAGAAGGCUAAGCGCCGGCACACCACCGGUACCGGCCGCAUGCGCUACCUCAAGGGUGUCUCGCGCCGCUUCAAGAACGGCUUCCGCGAGGGCACCACCGCCACUCGCAAGGCCAAGGCCGAGUAA